Molecule: messenger RNA, 1697 nt
Organism: Elaeis guineensis (African oil palm)
Lineage: Eukaryota; Viridiplantae; Streptophyta; Magnoliopsida; Arecales; Arecaceae
Source: RefSeq, a predicted model, not a curated record
CCCUCUCCCUCUCUCGCACCCCCUUCUCAAAAGCCUGGAAUCCCACUGCACAAAAAUGAGACGAGCCUUCUCUGUCUCCAUCUUUCACACCCCUCAUCCCUUCUCCAUCUAAAACACUCUUCAGGCAAGGGGAGAGACAUCAUCUUGAUUUUGUUGUUCAGAGUGAUAUUGAUAUCAAGUCUGCACUCAACUGUGUCAUGGCUACAUCAAGACCAAUGGAUGCUCGCCUAAAAGAGAAGAGCAGCUCAGCUUCUUCAGCCCCUCAUCACACAGACACCCUCCAUGGCCGACGAACCACAAGAUCAUUGGUCCUCGGUUCCUCCGAUCGAGAUCCCGUCCGCAAGCCAAUAGGGAGCUCGAGCACCACCGCCAUUUCCAGAGGCAGGAGCCCGACCCCAUCCAGUGCUGCAGCCGGAAAACGUGUACCAGUGAAGAGCCCCAUUGAGAAGCCUCCAUCGCCGUCGGGCACUUCUCGAAAAGUACCCACAACAAACACCCUCAAAGAGAGGACAGGAAAGACUUCAUCCUCCUUGCCGAGAGCUGCCAUCUCUUCGAAACCAGCAUCAGAUAAAGCAUCAAAGCCUCUUAAGAGUGCAAAAGGUCAACAAUUGGUAAGGGCCAAGAGUUUAGGAGCCACUACAAAAAAACCUACUGGUACUACUAUUCCCGACACAACAGAACCGCCGCCGGCGACAAAGUCCGACCAAGAAGAGGAGACACCAAUCCAAGUUGAAGAGAGUGAACCUGUCGACGUCCCAGCAAUAAAAGAUGAUGUGGCUGAUGAGCUCGUCAGGACCGACUCCUUCGCACCAAAUAUUCCAGAAGAUACCACUGGCUCUACCUCUCAAACAGAUCAACAGGAGCCGGGUUUACCAGAAAAGGAGCCUGAGAUUGCUACAAAUGACGAAGGAGUCGGCGGUGAUGGAAACGGAGCAGAUGGAGAUGAAGAGAAACCCAAAGAACCAGAAGAAGAGCCAGUAAUAGAAAGUUCCGAGGAGCCCCAGAGUGAGCCAGCGAUUGUCAGUGGAAAGCCGGAGGAAGCUGAGACAGAGAAGGCAACAGCGAUGGAGUCCAGAGAGACGAAGAGGCCCGAGGUGGUGGCUUUCAAGAGGCCGGAGGCGGCGGCGACGGGGAGGAAGUUUAUAAAGGAUGGCCCGAGGAACAAUGAUGUGAUAGAGGAGACGAGGACCAAGCUGAUGGGGAAGAGGAAGAGCAAAGUGCUGGCUUUGGUGGGGGCCUUCGAGACCGUGAUCUCACUUCAGGAGCCCGAGGGUCAAACUGGUGAAACCGGUCAAAGCCAGGGGAAGAGCGGGGAAGAAGGCGCCGAGGGGGAGAGCAACGCGACAAAAGAGUCAACCGAGUCAACGCAGAGUUGAUGUUGGAUUCUUUGACUCGGUUGUUGGAUCUGUAAUGAAAUCAUGAUGAUGAUGGAGUACUUGAUUAAUUCUCAGUUGAAUCUUGAGAAUUUCUUUUUCAUUUUAUGUUUUUGUUUUUUAUUUCCCUGAUGUUGGGAAGGGAGAAGGUUUGAUUUUGUUGCAUACCCUAUGAUACCUUAUUGGUAUACAUAUGCACUGAUAUCUGAUGCUUGUAAGAGUUAUUCUCUGUUCAGCAUUUUAUUUGUUGAUGCACUGAUCUCCAAGUGGAGUCAAAAGUUCUGCUGAAAACUGAUUUGGAUAUCUAUUAUAGUAAUUGAAGAU